GUUUAAAUACGCGUAUCCAAGCUUUUGGUUUCUCAGUCUCAGGCAUUCAAAACACUUAACUGCCGCUCUCGCGAUUUUUUCCUCUUGUAGUGAAUCACUGAGUUAAACUGCACGAUGACUGAACGAGUCCACCCCGGCGAUUCUCCGCCCACCUCCGGCGAACACUCGGUACCAAAACCAGCAACUUCAUCCCCCGAGAAACCUGCGCCACAACCUGGAACUUACGUCAUCCAAAUUCCCAAGGACCAAGUCUACCGCGUCCCUCCCCCAGAGAACGCACGCCGCUAUGCGCAUCUAUCCAAACGGAAGCCUCGUCGGAGCACCUGUCGCAGCUGCUGUUGCUGCUUGUUGACUACCAUCCUCGCUCUCCUCCUUGCCGCCGCCAUUGCUGCCGCUGUGAUUUACUUCGUUUUCAAGCCCGAGUCUCCAAAUUACUCCAUCGAGAGCGUUGCCAUAAAGGGAUUCAACUUGACGUCACCAUCGCCGCUCUCUCCUGAAUUCGACGUCACCGUCCGAGCACGCAAUCCCAACGAUAAAAUCGGUAUUUACUACGAGAAAGGCAGCUCCGUUAAAGUUUACUACGAUGGCAUUAACCUGUGCAACGGUGCGUUGCCGGCUUUUUUCCAGCCAACGAAUAAUGUAACGUUGUUCAAAACUGCUUUAAAGGGCUCUGGAAUUGAACUAAACAACGCAGUGCUCAGGACUCUUUCGGACCAGCAAAACAAAGGAGCGGUGCCGUUUAGUUUGAAGCUGAGAGCGCCAGUUAAGAUUAAAGUUGGGUCCAUUAAGACGUGGAAGAUUACCGUUAAGGUGACGUGUAAGAUAACGGUGGAUAAGUUAACGGCGGCGUCCAAGGUUGUGUCAAACGAUUGUGAUUACGGAGUAGAUCUUUGGUGAUGAUUGGAGUACAGUUGGUACAGUUGGAGUGUUUGGUUGCAGGGAUAGUGCGUCAUGAAUAUAAUAUUUUCCUUGUUUUGUGAUUUUUACAUCAUAGUAGUGGUGUACAUGAACAUGAUACAGAUUUUCAAAAAUAUUUUUAUAUGAUACGCUUCAUUUAAUCA
Messenger RNA from Gossypium arboreum, 1061 nucleotides. RefSeq names its product NDR1/HIN1-like protein 13. Gene Ontology annotation, cellular component: plasma membrane. The coding region runs from base 115 to 897 and encodes 260 amino acids. The record is from RefSeq and is a predicted model, not a curated record. Lineage: Eukaryota; Viridiplantae; Streptophyta; Magnoliopsida; Malvales; Malvaceae. The transcript has a single exon.